Rhododendron vialii is the source of this 1287-nucleotide messenger RNA. Its product is annotated as binding partner of ACD11 1. The record is from RefSeq and is a predicted model, not a curated record. The coding region runs from base 199 to 1005 and encodes 268 amino acids. The transcript has 8 exons. Lineage: Eukaryota; Viridiplantae; Streptophyta; Magnoliopsida; Ericales; Ericaceae. Gene Ontology annotation, molecular function: RNA binding.
AACAGUACUCUGUAUCCAAGUUGCCUCCCCAUUUCUAUGUCUUCCCCACCCCACCCCCUGUAACAAUUCCUCCAUAAAGUAAAAAAAAAUCACAUAGUAAUACCAUAUAAUCAAAUUUUCCACACACAAAAAAAAAACAAAACAAACACAUAAACAUAGAGAGAGAAUUUCAAGCACCAGCUAGUUCUGGGUUUCACAAUGCAGAUUAGAACUGUGCAAGUUCGCAACCUUUCAGAUCUAGCCAGUGAAAGAGAGAUUCACGAGUUCUUCUCGUUUUCUGGCGAUAUAGAACACAUUGAGAUCCGUGGUGAUUCAGGGCAACCGAGGACUGCGUUCGUUACUUUCAAAGAUCCAAAAGCCCUUGAAAUUGCAUUGUUGUUAUCGGGAGCAACUAUUGUGGACCAAAUUGUUGGUGUAAGUGCUGCAGAGAACUAUGUACCGAAGGCCGAGACUAGGGAAGUAAUGAUAGUGGACAAUGUCGCGAACUUGGGUUCUGAGAAUAGUUCACCAAAUACUGAGGCAAAAGCUAGUUCUCCCAGAAAUGGAAGCGUGUAUGUAAACAAAGCUCAAGUUGUUGUUUCCAGUAUGCUGGCAAAAGGUUCAGCUAUCAAACAAGAUGCUGUGAACAAGGCUAAAGCAUUUGACGAGAAGCACCAGUUCAGAGCCAAUGCAUCUGCCAAAGUCAUUUCCCUCGACAGGAGAGUUGGGCUUACGGAGAAACUAACAGUUGGAAUUUCAGUUGUGAAUGAGAAAAUGAAGACUGUGGACCAAAAGCUUCAGGUGUCAGAUAAAACAAUUGCAGCAUUGAUGGCGGCAGAGAGGAAACUAAAUAACACAGGAUCAGCUGUCAAAUCGAGCAAGUAUGUGACCGCAGGAACAACUUGGUUGAAUGGUGCUUUUGGUAAAGUGGCCAGGGCUGGGCAGGUUGCUGGCACAAAAACAAGAGAGAAAUGGAAUUUAGCCAAAUCAAAUUUGACUGCAAAGGAUCCUCCAAUAGCUGUAUAAAAGAUUGAGCAAUUUUCUCCUACCGACAUAAUUGUGUACCUUGUUUCUUCGAUUGAAACUAUGAUAUUUGUAAUCUGAAGCUGUAACAUUCCUGUCCGAGUGGACAAAUUCUGCAAACCUGAGUGCCCUUUUGCCUCGAAAGUCGAAAUUUAUCUUUCUUUCUUUCUUUCUUUCCUUUUUGUGGUUAGCUAUGUAAUUUAUUUGUCAGUUCAUUUCAUUCUUUCUGCAAUAUUCGUGUAACAUUGGCUUUCUUAUUGUAAUCAAAUGAAAUGCUAUGAAAAA